GGGGCGGGGUCCGGUUCGAAUCCCCGCAGCGCGGGAGCGGCGCUUGGCGCCUGCCCGGAAGCGGCUGCGCUCCGCGUUCGCACAAUAGCCGGCCGGGGGCCGCUCCCUUUUCUCCUAUCGUUCUAUUUCCUGGCACCUACUGUUAUGUCUGAGGCCUUGCGGUGGUUCUCUAUUUGAAAACUACAAUGCCUGCUGUAACCGAGCAUUUCAGCCUCGGAAGUGCCCCAGCCACCUCAGACAUGGCCUGUGCUGCACCGCUCAGCUCUGGUUGCGAUCGGUGCGUUCAGGUCAGCAGAACCAUCAACUCACGGGGCCCAGCCCUGCAGCACCACCUGCACUGAGCUUUCAGCAGUGGAAGAAAGGAACAGAAGCUGUGGGCACGCGGAGCUCCAGGUGCUGCUGCAUCCUUAAGACCCAACACAGACCUCGGUCCUCACCAGGGAUCUGCCUUACUCAGCUCUUCUACCACAUUUCUACAGCUGUGACAACUGAAUGAGGCUCUUCCAGCCAUAACACCCUGGUCCAUACCACCCGUCCCUCAGACAGGACACUGCAGGAGACAACAUUUUGCAUAAAUGUUCCAUUAAAUCCUCAGAGCUUCAUUAGACCCAAACUGAGAUGCUCCCAGCUAUUCACCAUCUCGCAACUCCUAUUGGAACAUACAGCAGUAAGUCACAAGAGCUCAUGAAAGCCCUCAGCCCAUUUAAACCAACUGACUUUUCAUCCUAUCAGCAGGAAAAGCAUUUCCACCCUUGCAGUGCACACAGAAGAGUUCUCAGAGCAGCUCCCUUUGAUGCAGGCACUGCCUAUGGGGAUGGAGGGUGAGCCCAGCAUGCUCUGCUUCUGAGCCACAGUAUGCAGAAAAAAAUAAUGCUGUGUUGUUUUUUUCUUUUUUUUUUCCUCGGCGUUUCUUCAGAAGCACUGUCUUGUUGGUGCCUGGGUGUGCUGCUACGUUCAGUACUGCUAAAUGAGAUUGAUGCACUGAACUCAGCCACCCCAGGUGAUAGAAGCAGACCUUUAAGCGCAGCAGAGCAAGGGGUGCUCCAGCAGUGGUGCUGUGGUUGGUUGUAUGCUUGUUCAGUGCCAGCUGACAAAACAAACAGGAGGAGGGGAAAAAAGAAAAAAAAGAAGAAAAAAAAAAGCAGAAGGUGACUUUUGUGGGAACAUAGAAUUGACCACUGAUCUCAGCAGUUGGCAUGGAGUGGGGAGUUUCCAAGCCAGGGCUGCUCGCAGCUGUGCUAGCUGCAGAUAAGGGAACAAACUCAAGCUGGACGUGAACACAAAGUCCUCAGGCUAUCGCAGUCAUUCUGCCAGGGCGCAUCAAAGUGCAGGUCGGACCGUGCUUCUGGAUGUGCUGCGGAGAAAACGUUUCUUUCCUCCGAACCGUGACAGAAGAGCAGAGCAGGCCGGGCGGGGGCGGCCGAGCGCCGCGCACCGCAGCCGCCCGCAAUGGGGCAAAAUCCUUCGGUUUGGGAGCAGACUCUCACGUUCCCACCAUUGCGAUGCCCGUGGGUUUCCAGGGGCAGCUUUGCUCCGUGUCACCGCCUCCCGUCCCGGCUCUGCAGCACAGAUCCUGCUGAACGGGCAGCCCCAGGCAGUGAGAGCUCCGCCCUUGUUCUCUAGCCAUGGUCUGUCCUGUCUGCAGGCCUUAUUGUGUCACUUAGGCUAUUAUCUUUCCCUGCCAUUUACAGUGAAAAUACAACCUUACUCUUCUGGCAUCAGCAGAGCAUGUUGAUGCACAGCGAACUGGCCCCAGUGGCACAGAGGAGGAUUCGUGCUGUGAAUGGGGCCCAAAGGCUCACAUAGCAGUUCCCCGUGUGUGACAGCUGAACAUAAAUUAUCUGCCUUCUGACUCUUUUCCUUCCCUUCCUCUUCCAUUCCCUCAUAGAAAUCAGGAGAAGAUACUGGAGGUCUCUUGCCUCAAAAUUGCAUGAGCAUAGCAGAACCGGGGGGGAUUGGGCACAUGUGAGCAUGGCUGAACAAGGUGGCAUUCAUGGCCAGCAGAACACAGACACAGAGGGGAAGUGGGGAAGGAAAGAACCACACGCUCACUAAAAGAAUGCGAAAGAGAGCAAGAAAGGAUGCGGCACAGGAGAAUAACACGUCAUUAUGCGUGGAGCCCAGAUGAGAGCAGAAGAGCUGUGAAAGAAGGGGGAAGCAGUUGCAGCUGCAGGAGCUGCCCUGGGCUGGAGCUGGGAAGGCCCAGCCACAGGAAGAGAGCAUUUGGAGUACAGGAAGCCAAAACUCUCCUUGCACGUUCCUGGCUCCAGUUAAGUAUAAUGGAUAACUGUGAGAUGUAUGAAAAUACCUCCAAAUGCAUUGCGAGCUCCAAGAGCAUGGAAUGCUUCAUGGUGCUCAGCACACAAGCACAGAAGAUCAGCACUGCCACACUUUGUGGCCUCUUUGGAACACUGUGCAUUUUUGAGAACUGUCUGGUGCUUUACCUGAUCUUCUCCUCCUCUGGCACAAGGAGAAAGCCUUCUUACAUCUUCAUCAGCAGCCUGGCCUUGGCGGACCUCUUGGCCAGCAUCAUCUUUGUAGGAAGUUUUGUUAACUUCCAUGUCUUUAAUGAAACUGAUUCUUCUAAAGAAUUGUUCCUGCUGAAGCUGGGAGGGGUGAACACAUCUUUCACGGCCUCCCUGAGCAGCUUGCUGCUAACAGCCCUGGACCGCUACAUCUCCAUCAGCCGCCCCUCGAAAUACAAGCUGCUUGUGACGAGAAAGAGGGCGUGGACAGCACUAGGAGUGCUCUGGCUGGGAUGUGUGGCCAAUGCCUUCCUGCCUCUGAUGGGCUGGAACUGCUGCACACUCAAUUCAGCCUGUUCCGAGCUGUUCCCUUUUGUGGACAAUAAUUAUCUGUUCACUUGGAUCUGUCUUGUCUUGAUUUUGCUGGGGUGUAUUGUCUGCGCUUACUCACAUGUGCUGUGGAGGGCUCACCAGCAUGUGGCAAACAUGGAGAUGUAUACAUCCCAGGUGCAUGUGGGAAAGCAGAAUGCCAGGAUGAGGAUGGACAUCAUGCUGGCCAAGACCCUCGUCAUGGUGCUGACCGUCCUUGUGCUGUGCUGGUUGCCAGCCCUAAUUCUCAUGAUUUACAGCAUCUUUGUAAGUCUGAACAAUCACCUGCGCAAAGUGUUUGCCUUCUGCUGCACCCUCUGCCUAAUCAAUUCUAUGGUGAACCCGAUUAUUUAUGCCCUGCGGAGCAAGGAGCUGUAUUCCUCCCUGAGGAUGCACCUUUCCCGAUGCAGGAGGCAGCUGAGGACCUCAAAUGACAGCCCGGAAGCAGAGAGCGCUCACAGGUCCUCCAUGAUAGAGACCAUCUGUGAGGACAUACAUGCCAUGUAGGGAUGCAGUGCCAGGAAGUCUGAGCUCAGCUGGAGUGUGGAUCAUUUCUCUUUCGGAUUGUUUUUAUUUUCUGUCCUUGUAGAAGUCCUGAGAGAUGACAGAUCGGGUCAUGGAGUCAGCUCCUACUGAUGCUUUCUUAGACACCGGGACACAAAAUGCCCAGACCUGUACAGACUGCCAUUCCCAGGGCUGCCAAGACCCGGUGCCAUGCCAUGGUGUGCUGCACACAAAGCAGAGGGUGAUGCCAUACCUCGGAACAGCAAAUCCUGUCUGCCUGCCAGUAGCUACCUGACAUUUUUCCUUGUUCUCAGUUAUGUCUGCCUCAGCAUUUCACAAAAUGUUGUCCCAGCCCUUUGCUUGGCACAGGCAGAGUUACACAAGCACUGCCAGCAAAGCUCUAGCAGCACAUCACUGCAUAGUAACAGUACACCUAUUUAUUCCUGCCUUGCAGACUUACAGAAACUUAAAUCUCAGCCACACAUUGUUGGAUGUUAUACAAUUAAACAUUAAAGAAAUGUUUCAGCCUUUUCUUCCACUAGCCUCUAAGGCAACAGAUUCUUUUGCAAAUCACACAGAAGCAGCAGCUUUGGCUGUAAAACCUACAGGGCC
Molecule: messenger RNA, 3950 nt
Organism: Lagopus muta (rock ptarmigan)
Lineage: Eukaryota; Metazoa; Chordata; Aves; Galliformes; Phasianidae
Gene: CNR2
Product: cannabinoid receptor 2
Exons: 2
Coding region: 2082-3341 (419 amino acids)
Biological process (GO): cannabinoid signaling pathway
Cellular component (GO): membrane
Molecular function (GO): cannabinoid receptor activity
Source: RefSeq, a predicted model, not a curated record